AUGGACGUGAAAGGAAAAGCAAAGUCGCUGGACGAUGCGUCUGAUGCCUCGUCGAGUCAUGACCUGCUGCCAUGGGUCGAAAAGUAUCGUCCGUCUUCGCUGGAUCAGAUCAUGUCUCAUCAGCACAUCACAGCAACGUUGGAAAAGUUCAUCACAGCGAACCAACUGCCGCACCUGCUAUUCUAUGGGCCUCCUGGUACAGGGAAGACAUCGACCAUCAUGGCUCUUGCUGCGCGUCUAUAUGGUGCGUCAUUCCGGAAUAAUGUACUCGAGCUGAAUGCAUCUGAUGAUCGUGGGAUUGACGUUGUGCGUGGCCAAAUCAAAGCUUUUGCAAGCACACGCAAUGUCUUUAGCACGCAAAAGGAUACGUUCAAACUCGUCAUUCUCGACGAGGCAGAUGCCAUGACUCAAGCAGCUCAGGCAGCUUUGCGCCGAGUCAUGGAGCAAUACACACGCAAUGUGCGCUUUUGUAUUAUUUGCAACUAUGUCAACAAGAUUAUUCCUGCGAUCCAGAGUCGGUGUACUCGCUUCCGAUUCUCGCCAUUGGACCGAGUGCAAGUCGAGCGCCAGAUCGACUCUGUCAUCGCGGCUGAACAUUGCCAAAUUGACGCAAAGGCCAAGCAUGCCAUUCUGCAGCUUUGUCAGGGCGAUAUGCGCCGUGCCCUCAACAUCCUUCAAGCAUGCCAUGCAGCGAACGACAUGAUUGACGAAGACUCGGUAUACCUAUGCACUGGGCAUCCUCAUCCACAAGAUAUCGAGACAGCAUUCCAAGCCAUGUUGGAGCAGGAAUUCACGACGGCCUUCCAAACCAUCCAAACGCUGCGUGUUGAAAAGGGGCUCGCCCUCACAGACUUGCUGACGGGUAUGCAUGCACUUGUUCUCUCUCUUGAACUGCCACCACAUGCGCGCGUAUUUCUUCUGGAUCAUAUGGCACAGAUCGAGUACAGACUCAGCACGAAUGCGUCUGAGCGUGUCCAGUUGUCGGCGCUCCUUGCCUCUGUCAAGGCGGCCGUCGAACUUGCUCACACACCUCCCUCUUCAUCCUCAUAA
Molecule: messenger RNA, 1050 nt
Organism: Malassezia globosa CBS 7966
Lineage: Eukaryota; Fungi; Basidiomycota; Malasseziomycetes; Malasseziales; Malasseziaceae
Exons: 6
Coding region: 1-1050 (349 amino acids)
Biological process (GO): DNA repair; DNA-templated DNA replication
Cellular component (GO): DNA replication factor C complex; nucleus; Ctf18 RFC-like complex
Molecular function (GO): DNA binding; ATP binding; ATP hydrolysis activity
Source: RefSeq, a predicted model, not a curated record